UUCGCGGUUGUCAGACCCUGUAGGUCUGUGGAAAUGUAAGCUGCACCGGUCGCAUGAUGCGGGAAGAAAAGAGAACAAACCCCAGUUAAAGGAAGUGCGAUGAUAACACAACAUAACGGCGCAGUGACUGCCUGCUUUACCGAAGACUGUACACGAUGCCGCAACAGCGAGUGUUCGCCCUGCCGAGACAACAAUCUCUGCUCCUUCCUGCGGUCAUCAACCCGUUCGUUCAAGACACCAAAAUAUCCAAGACUGCAGUAAUAAAAUGUGUCCUGCUGGGAAUUUUCCUGGUGCCUCUUCGGGUCAUCCUCAUGUCUCUGGUUCUGACGUUGACCUGGCCGGUGGCUUUUAUAAUCACCUUCAAACAACCUUUAAAAGGAGCAGUGGAGCCAAUGACAGGCUGGAGACGGCUCAUGUGCAAAAGAGUGAUGGCUGCCUUGGGGAGGGCCUACUACUUUGCCAUGGGAUUCAGAGUUGUGGUGAAGGGUAAACAGGCCAGCAGCCUCGAAGCCCCCAUUCUGGCGGUGGCCCCCCACUCCUCCUUUUUCGAUGCGAUUGCAUGCCUUAUAUCCGGCCUGCCCUCCACUGUCUCUCGGGUUGAGAACCUGGCUACGCCCAUCUUUGGCAGAAUUAUCCGUUGUUUCCAACCAGUGCUGGUCUCUAGAACUGAUCCAGACUCCAGGAAGAACACAAUAUUGGCGAUCGAAAGUCGGGCUAAAUCUGAAGGCCAUUGGCCGCAGGUGCUGAUAUUUCCAGAGGGAACAUGCACAAACCGCUCAUGUCUUAUCACUUUUAAACAAGGUGCCUUUAUCCCAGGGGUUCCAGUGCAGCCUGUUCUUCUUAGAUAUCCCAACAAAAUGGAUACAGUGACCUGGACGUGGCAAGGUCAUACCGCGAAUAUGGUGCUGCUGCUGACAUUGUGCCAGCUCUACACCACCGUGGAGGUUGAGUUCCUGCCACCAUACGUCCCCAAAGAGGAUGAGAAGAAAAGCCCCGCUCUUUUUGCCAGCAGAGUGAGAGACAUCAUGGCCAAGGCUUUGGGCGUUCCAAUGACAGACCACACUUAUGAAGACUGCCGCCUCAUGAUCUCAGCUGGAGAGCUAACGCUUCCCAUGGAGACUGGCCUGGUGGAGUUCACUAAAAUCAGUCGAAAACUUAAUCUGAAGUGGGACUGUUUGAAGAAGGAACUUGAGAGUUUUGCAGCCAUGGCCUCUUCCUGCAAGGGAGGGAACAUAACCAUUGAGGAGUUUGCGAGGAUCCUAAAGCUUCCUGUAAACCCCGCUCUUGCUGAGUUAUUUACCUUGUUUGACAGGGACGGGGAUGGCACAAUUGACUUCAGGGAGUAUGUUAUCGGUGUCAACAUCUUGUGCCGACCAGCAAACACCGAAGAUGUUCUAAAAAUGGCUUUUCAGCUGUUUGACAUGGAUGAAGAUGGGGAAGUCUCCCUCGAUGAGUUUAACGCUCUGCUGCGUUCUGCUCUGGGAGUGCCAGACCUGGACAUGACAAAGCUCUUCAACGAGAUUAAUGCAGAUGGUUCUGGUUUUAUCACUUUCAAUGAGUUUCAGAUGUUUGCCUCAAGCCACCCCGAGUAUGCCAAACUCUUCACAACCUACCUGGAGCUUCAGAGAUACCAAGCAAGCCAAGAGGCAAUGCCGGGUGAUCUGGAAUUAGCCGGGCAAAUCCGUAAAGGAGAAGCAACUGAGGACAGCAUCUCUGACAAAAAGGAUGACUGAGACUACCAAUACCUGUAAACUUUGCUUGAUUGCAGAAAAACAAAUAACAAAAUAAAAACAAAUUCAAGGUCAACUUGUUGCCAUCUAAGUCAAACAAUUAAAGCAUUUGAUUUUAGAGUGCUUUUUUAUUUAAAAAAGUAGUGCCUUAUAGAUUUUAAAUUAAUAAUCGCAUAACGAGUACUUGUCAUAGGAUGAAAAAAAAGUAAAAUAAGAUUAAUCUUCUGUUAAAAAUCAUCUUGGCAUAGCAGGACAUGGUCAUUCUCCAUAGUUAGACUUGAAUCCUAUUUUUAUUUCUUUUUGUAGAAUCACUCUGUUGCACUGAGAUGAACACAACCCUGUGCACCUUAUUCUUUGUCUUUGUGGUUUGUAUUUACAUAAGAAACAAAAAUGCCAAACCACCGUAUCUUUAAUCAUAAGCAAAGGAUCCCUGUGCUUCUGUGUUGCUGUAUAAUUAGUGUUCAGUAAGCUGCAGUAAGAGCUUUCCAGUCUGGUGAGCCAGAGUUAUAUUCUGUAUGAAAGCUAUGUUUACAAUGAACAUAGAUGCUGCGCCUUACACUUUUUUGCAGCGCUCAGGGACAUAAACCUUGUAAGACGUCUGUGUAAUUAGACAGAAGUUUGCUUUGCAUGUGUACCUAUUUGCAUUUCUACUGAUGAUGGUUGUUGCUGAGACAGCAGAGUGCCUGUGCUGCUUUAAGUUGACUAAAGCAAAUCAAGCAUUGAAAAUAGGGCAAUUUGUGAGCAAAAAGCCAACAGUGCUUCUUCACAGCAGCAUAUUCCAUAGGGGUAAUAAGCCACAUUGUUAUUUAUUUAGCAGAGCGUAUUGCAAUUAUGUGAGCCGUGUUAUUGUUUGUUUGGGUUUUUUUGUUUUUUGGGGGAAAAUUGCAAAGUUUGCUUUUUAGAAUAAAACAAUAACAGAA
Xiphophorus maculatus (southern platyfish) is the source of this 2650-nucleotide messenger RNA. RefSeq names its product lysophosphatidylcholine acyltransferase 2 (gene lpcat2). The record is from RefSeq and is a predicted model, not a curated record. The transcript has 14 exons. Bases 156 to 1733 code for a protein of 525 amino acids. Gene Ontology annotation, cellular component: endoplasmic reticulum. Gene Ontology annotation, molecular function: 1-acylglycerophosphocholine O-acyltransferase activity; calcium ion binding. Lineage: Eukaryota; Metazoa; Chordata; Actinopteri; Cyprinodontiformes; Poeciliidae.